CGUGCGUGUUCUGAGUUUGAUCAGUUUUGAGUCGCGCGCGGUGAAGAAGUGAAGCUCGAGCUGUGGAUCAUCAGGUCACAGGGCGGAUCGACCGGAUCGAUGGAUUGAUCGAUCAGAACUGCAGCUGCUGCGGAGGCUGACCAGGUCCCCCCCUUUCUCCUCAGACAUGGCACAUGUGUGUGCGUUGCUGGCGUGCAUGUGCGUGCUGAGUGUGCGUAUUGGGGCUCACGGUGUAUUGGACGGGAGUGACCACGCCCACCUGGACCACCAUCACCUAGUUUCCAACGGCAACACAGCCUCAGAUCUGUGUGCGAUAGACCGGCAGCUCUGUGAGGAGGAAAACGCCGUCCUGAGUUUCGAGGCGAUCUGCAGCAUCCACAAACUGAUGGACGAUGACGCCGACGGGACGGUGGACACAACUGAGACGGACGAGUUUCUGAGGGAGGAUCUGAAAUAUCACGACCGGAAAGCCAAACACCGCAGCUUCCACGGAGCCGACCUGCACAUCAGCAUCGAGGACAUGUGGAGCGCCUGGCAGAGCUCGCCAGUGUAUAACUGGACGGUGCAGCAGGUGGAGGACUGGCUGCUCAUCAGUGUGGAGCUUCCUCAAUACACAGAAACCUUCAGGAGGCACCAGCUGGACGGGAAGUCCUUACCCAGGCUGGCGGUGAAGAACACCACUCUGACCGUGUUGGUGCUGAAGAUUUCAGACAGAAUUCAUUCUCAGAAGCUGCAGCUCAAAGCUCUGGACAUUGUUCUGUUCGGACCUCCGCCAGGCCGACAGAGCUGGUGGAAGGACCUGGUUCUGGGCGUGUCCGUCCUGAUGGCGCUGUGCGGCUGCUGCUUCGCCUACGUCCAGACCAGGAGGUCCAGAGACGACCUGGAGACGCUGGCGAAGGACCUGGAGGGUCUGCAGAGGGCGGAGCUGAGUCUGCUGGAGCUGCAGGACAAGCUGCAGCAGGCUCAGGAGGAGCAGCGCUGCGUUCAGGUGGAGAAGGUGAAGGUGGAGGAGGAGCUGAGGAACAAGAUCUGCUCGGCCAAACAGGAAGCUCAGCGGCUCCGAGAGCUCCGAGAGGGAACGGAGAACGAGAGGAGCCGACAGAAGUACGCAGAGGAGGAGCUGGAACAGGUACGUGUGGCUUUGAAGAAGGCGGAGAGGGAGCUGGAGUCGCGGGUUCACUGGGCUCCUCCGGACGUUCUGCAGAAAUGGCUCCAGCUGACGCACGAGGUGGAAGUUCAGUAUUAUAACAUCAAGAAACAGAACGCAGAGAAACAGCUACUGCAGGCCAGGGAGGGGGCAGAGAAGAUCAAGAAGAAGAGGAGUUCUCUGUUCGGGACGUUUCACGUCGCUCACAGCUCGUCGCUGGACGACGUCGACCACAAGAUCUUGUCGGCCAAACAGGCGCUGGCGGAGGUGACGGCGGCGUUACGGGAGAAACUCCACCGCUGGCAGCAGAUCGAGUCUCUGACUGGUUUCUGUUUGGUCCACAACCCGGGUCUCGGAGCGCUGGCGGCCGCCCUCAACCUGGACCCGUCCUUCCUCGGCCUGCGACCUCCGACCCCGCAGCACCUCCUGCUCUCCGACGACCUCGACGACAUGGACGAGGACAUCCUGUCUCCUGGGACGCUGCAGUAUGCAGCGUGGCAGAUGGACCGGCGAGUGAGCGACCUCUGGCCCCUGAGUGGCAUCGCAGACACACAGUCGUCAUGGAAACACUCUGCUCAGAGUCUGAUGCCCUUGCAACAGCGGACGGGAGACCCCGCUCUGAUGUUCAGCUCUCAGAGAGACAUUACAAACCGCUCAGACUCUGACUCCUCCCUCCCACUCUCUCCCGGCGAAUCUCGAUGUCUGUACAGCCUCAAGCCCCUCCUCCUGCCCUCUGGGCUCCACCCCCUGCAGGGUCAGGGCUCUGGGCUCGUCGGAGGCCUGGAGAAGAGCUCCAGCCUCGGGGAGCUGAGGAGCAGCGCUGCCUCCGUCCUCGCCUCCUCCUGCUCCACCCGCUCCCUCUGCAUCACGCCAGACCGCCCCGUCGCCUCCUCCUUUGCCUCGUCCUGCUCGUCGGGCAGGAGGAGCCCCGUGGAGGAGGAAGUAGGCGACGAGUCGUCCAGAAGCCGGAGGAGAACCACGUUCAAUAAGAUCUUUAAGAAGAAGCAGGGACGUUAUUGAUUCUCAGUUCCAGAAAAAAUCCCACAAACCUGCGGAGUCACGAUGAGACUUUAACCUUCAUCAGAGGAAACAUCAGUCGUCUACUUUAACUUUUCUGACAUAGUUUGAUCUCCGUUAAACUGAGUAAAGAUCUGAUUCAGACACAUGAAGAUGAGGAGGAGGAGGAGGAGGAGGAGGAGGAGGAGGACUGAUGAAGAUACAACUCAACUGUUGAGAGACAUUUUCAUCUUUCUUUUUCUGUUUGAAGUGAAACUUUGACAAAAGUUUACAAUCUUCUCGCCAUCGAUUUCGAGAUAAAGCGAUAAAGACAUUUAAAACAUCUUCUUUGGGAAUAAUAUUCAUCUUUAUAUUUGUGUAUUUUCACACGGCCAAGUUGUUUCCUUGGUGCUCAUUAGAGAAAUAAACUGGCUCCUGUCCGUCACAGGUUUGAUUCCUGCAGCAACAGAUUCUGUUACACAGUUAAAUGACAGGAAACAUUGUUGGUUUAUUCUCUUGAUGAAUACUAAUAUAUAAAAAAUAUGAUAUUAAUAAUAUUAAAUCCAGCUAAACUGAGAGAGUAAGGACAGUAAAUGAAAUGCCGUUGUUAGCAUGCUAGCCGUUUUUGAAUCUGCAGGAUUCAGAAGAACCUCCACCAGGGGGCAGAGUAGCAUGACGGAGUAUUACGGCUACUUAAAGGGAAAAAAUAUCUCAAAAUAUAAAACUAUAAAGCUUAUUAUCAAAGAUUAGAAUCAAAUUUGCCCUUUUGUUUGGAUACAGGUGUAAAUUAUUAUUUGAGUUUGUCUUAAUUCUGAGGGGGGGUUAGGGUUCUGAGGACUAACUCGUGAGCGCCCUCUUGGUGAACUGCAGCCAGUUUUUAAUACAACAGCAUUAACAGGAGCUGGAGUCAAAACCUCUGACAUGUUAAACGGACGAUCGUCAGCAAAGAGAGUUGAAAUUCAGUUGACUCAUUUGUGAGUUGGUGGCGAUUGACCUAAAUGAAACAGCCGUUAAACACAGAACCGCUGUGCAGUGCAUUCUGGGAAACUGAGGACGCGUUGAGUCACAGUUUAUCUGUUAACGUGUGUCAGAUGCAUGAUGGGAACUUUCUGUGGAGGUGUUUUUGUUUCAUAUUUACACAUCAGAGUGGAUUUAAAGGUUUAGUUGAUGAAACGCUCUGUUUUCAGGUGGUGUUGCCUGUAGAUAAAGACACAUGACGGCUCCUCCAUGUCAACAGAUGGGACAUGGAUCAAAGUUUAAAAAGUAGACGUUAAAUAAAUCACCACAAGAUGGCAGCGUUCAUAUCUGAGAUAUUUUGGAGGAAGUGGAGACGUGUCAUCGUCUUUGUUGACAGUUACUGAUCAUGUUUAAUUUCAGGUUUUAUAUAACGAGAGAUUUCAAACAAUCAGUGAACUGACAUCACCAUCAUGAAAAUAGAGACUGACGUCAUUUUGUGACAUUUAUUUUCACUGUUUGAUUUUCACCUCUAGAGGAAAUGUAUGAUCUUUAUUGUUACACACACACACACACACACACGAGGUAAUAAAUCAGCCUGUGUGUGUGAGGCAGGAUGUUCGACAGGAUGUGAGGUUUAAAUAAAGUUACCUUUAUUUAUUCUGAACCAAGAUGAAUGUCCAACUGCUCGUUUAAAGACAGCAGCCGUCAGAACUUCAUUAGUUCACAUAGUUCACACGGGUCAGAAAGAAGCAGGUUCUGUGCUGCAUGUUAACACCAACAGGAUUAAAGUUCCACUUCAGACUCAUGAAGAAGAAUGUGACCACCAGGUGGCAGCACAGAGCCGCAGAUCAUCAACAACAGACUGAAGAGAAGCAACAUUUGUGCCUUCUUUUAUUUUUUAGUUUAAAGAUUUCGUUCUCAUCAUCUGUGGAUGAAGAACAGACUCAAUGUUUUAAACAUCAGAGAUUCACAGCAACACGUCAACUUUUGACUGUUUCAUGUGGAUAAAUAAAUUAUCAUUUUAUUUCAUAUUAUUUCAGUGUUGUAAAACUCUACAGGUCUGAGUUCAAGUCCAGAGUCAUUAUUUAUACUUCAUCUUCUUUAUCAUAGUGAGCAGGUUUGUCUUCUUUCAUCAUUCCUGUCACUCGUGGCGUAACAUAUCUCAUUUCCUUAUCCAUGAAUCUGACGUUCCAAAGUUUGAAAAGUUGAUUGACAGGGUUUUUGUAGGACACAGUUUAUACUUGUUGUGCUCGACCAGGAUCGGUGUGAAACAGGAUCAGUGGUUAGGUCACCUUGUGUUUUUGCAGCCACCAUCAGAGUCUCUUAAAAACUGGUUUGUGCGUCAGGUGAAAUGUUUCUCAUUCAGGCAAAAACGUUUGUGGGUCUGUUGACAGUUGCGUAACGUUUCUGGUCACAUUUCCGGUGGCGUUCAUCAAACCUUAUAAGGUUUUCUCCUUCGUAACGCAGCCGAUGUUUCUCCGGGUCUCCUCCCCUCCAACCACGUCCUGUGUUUCUGCUCGAUGCUGUUUGGUCGAAGACAAACUGAGAACGUUUUGACAUCAGAUGUUUUCAUCGUGUUCAGUUUGAGUUUUUGAGGCCUUGUUCAUCCGUCUAACUCCCCAUGACCGUCGGUUUGAGGUUCUGUUGUUUAAGCAACGAGGGGAAGAGGCAGAAGUGAAGAAACCAAAAAGGAGAAAUGAAAGAAGAAAUUCUCUCUGCUCUGGUGACUCAACUUCCUCCAGCAAACUGCAGACAACAAGGAGCUGCAGGUUCCUCUUCAUGUCAUGAGGAGUGAGAGCGACAAAGAGCUGCAGCUCAGGAAGCUCCCGCUCAUCGUGCUGUUGAGAUAAAUCACCUGCAGUGCAUUCUGGUCUAUAGAGAGAAGAUAUGAGGAAACAUGAGCGUCACAAUCUGGAAUUCUAUUUAUUGGAUUGAAUUGAACUACAUUGCAUUGAAGUGAAUUGAAAUAAAUGAAUUAAAUUGACCUAAAA
Hippoglossus stenolepis (Pacific halibut) is the source of this 5091-nucleotide messenger RNA. Its product is annotated as stromal interaction molecule 1-like. Gene Ontology annotation, biological process: activation of store-operated calcium channel activity; store-operated calcium entry; intracellular calcium ion homeostasis. Lineage: Eukaryota; Metazoa; Chordata; Actinopteri; Pleuronectiformes; Pleuronectidae. The record is from RefSeq and is a predicted model, not a curated record. Gene Ontology annotation, cellular component: endoplasmic reticulum; plasma membrane. Bases 167 to 2167 code for a protein of 666 amino acids. Gene Ontology annotation, molecular function: calcium channel regulator activity; calcium ion binding; protein binding. The transcript is spliced from 14 exons.